AUGAACUUGCGGUUUUUUCUCCUAAUAACCGCGUUUAUCGCGACAACUACGUCAUCGAUAUUAUCCUUGAAUCAUCGUGAGAACUUUCUGUGUCCAAAGAAUUGUGAAUGCCAUGAGGAUACGAAGAAGAUCGACUGUCAGCGACAGGGCAUCGGCUACUUUCCGACUGGUAAGUUGGGGAUGAUAUCAAUAUAUUGAUGUUUUUAUAGAAAUUAGGUAUCAUAUGUAUCUUAUAGCUAAAUUUUUUGGUUGUUCAAAUAAUUCUGGACCCCGGAUUCUAAAAAACUGCUAUAUGAAGGGGCACAGAAUUAUUUGAAUAACAUUAUAGAUAUCAUAUGGUUCUUAUAGCGAAAUUCAAUUUUUGUAGCCUUAAUAUUAACUAUAGAAUACUAAAUAUAACUAUUUUAGACUUACCUCGAGAUGUAAAAGUUCUCGAUCUUCGCUACAACUCAAUCCGUCGCCUCAGCCGUUCAGAUCUUCGUGGACUAGACCACCUAGAGACUUUACUUUUAGGUAACAAUCAAAUUACUCACCUGGACGAAGUAAGUUACUCUAUAAUAACAACAAGACAGUAAUUUUAAUUGGAAAUUUUAUUGUUGCGAUUUUUGAAUAAUUAACAUUUUUGACGAAAUGUCACAAAAAUUAUUGAUUUUUGUAAAAUCUGCUAUUUAAGCAAAAUUACUUUUUUAAACAUUCAUAAGUGAGGAAUUUUAAGUAAAAAUUCAUUUUCAGGAUAUUUUGGACUUUGUCCCAUCCCUGCGACGCCUCUACAUCGGCCGCAAUCAACUUCGUAACCUGCCUCGUCUAACCUCACAUCAGUUCGGAGCUCUGUUAGUGAUCGAUGUUCACGGCAACAAACUCCAUCACAUAAGCAAAGAAGCCUUUCGUGGCUUAAUUGGCCUGGAACGAGUACAUAUUGGCCACAAUUACAUUCAAUAUGUUGAUUUUGACCGAAUUUUUAAAAGUUGCGAGAACUUAAAAAUCUUGCAUUUGUCGCAAAACCCGUGGAAUUGCGAUUGUCGCGCCAGAACUAAUGCUCAGUACUUGAAGCACCAGAGUGAUGACAUUGAAGGAGAUUCACCUGCCAAGUGUUACAACCCGCCCGAGAUGAGGGGUGCGACAUUGAGAGAGUUAAGCGACCAACAACUGAAGUGCUUUGAAGUUGCCGCAACCAAAGUUGGCGACGGAUUUAUUGUGGAUUGUGAUGCGACAGAGAAGAGCACCAAAACUCAUUAUUUGUAUAAGUAAGUUGUUAUUUGUCAAGAUUGAAGUUAAAAUUUGCUUUUUGACGAAGUGUCACAAAAAUUAUUGAUUUUUUAGAAUUUUCAACUUUUCUUUGUUUUUAUGCAAAUGUUCAAAACUUUAAAAUAACAGCAGUUUUUAAAUAUAAAUAGCUGUAAGUUUACAUAUUUUCAGUGGUCAUCACCUUGACAUCAAAGCCGUAGGCGCCUUCGAGCUUCUCCCCAACGGCUCUUUGGCCAUUUAUCAGCCAGAUUUCCACUUCUAUCGCCUCGAAUGUGCUCUAGACUAUCCAGUUGGAGUGUCACGUCAACCGCGCCAUCUGACCGACCAUGCUCGCCAAAAGUACGGUAAACCCCGAUUCACGUAUCAGUCGUUCCAAAAGCGAAGCUUCCGUGAAGGCUCUACGGCGUCGCUUUCUUGUGAAGUGAAUCCAGAAACCCCGGCUCAAGUCUACUGGACUUUCAAUGGUAAGCGUCUCACUCCGUCGCGGAAACAUCAGAUCAACAACAACGGACAGUCUCUAGAUGUGUAUCCUUUCUUGGAGCAUGAUGUGGGGGAGUGAGUUUGUGUUUUGUACUGAAUAGUACGUACUAUUAGGUUGUUUAAAUAGUCCUGUGCCCCCUAAACUCAAAAAAAAUCUUUUAAUAAGAGGUGUAGAAUUAUUUGAACAACCUAAUAUAUAGUAUCUUAUACUGUACUAUUACCUACGGUAUCAUAUUCUUAAGUACCUUAUACUACUGUGUUAUCACAUUCCGUACCAUAUACUGAACAACCUAAUUUUCAGAUACGAAUGCACGGCCUACAACAACUACGGUUCCGUAAGUCAUCGUGGCCGAGUUGGGAUCAUCAGUAGCAGUCCGCCUGUCAUCCAUACUGGCCCAGCCAACCAAAAAGCUCGUCCAGGACAGACCGUUAGACUGAACUGUGAAGCGACUGGAAAUCCAAAGCCUAAAAUAACAUGGUCUUUCGAAGGAAGCGACAUUCCAUUGUUCAAGGGCCAUUAUCAGGUAUGUUUUUAGAUUAUUUUUAAUUUUGACGAAAUGUCACAAAAAUUAUUGAUUUUUUAAAUAACGAAAAAGAGUUAUUUCGAUGAUAAGGAUAGAUGUAAAAUGUCCAGGAUAAGCUGAAAUUUGAUGCUUAAUAUUUUUGACGAAAUGUCACAAAAAUAAUUGAUUUUUAAUUCUAACCUUCAGGACCAAAAAGUACAACAAUAUCUAUAUUUUAGACCAAUCCUGAAGGCACCCAGCUGACAAUAACCGCAGUAGGUCGCGCUGACCAUGGUACUUACACCUGUAUGGCUGGCAAUGCCGUUGGAUCAAUGACAGCAUCAGCCAAAUUGACCAUAGAAUGGUCCCAACUAGACUAUGUGGAUAAGACAAUCGACCAAACAUUGUUGGAGACCGUUGUCGCAACUGCCAAAAGCAAUAUUCAAGAGUGAGUCAUUAUGUCAUAUGGUACAUUUUAACAAAAAAUACCAUAUAAAUGACCAGUUUUCAUCACAAAAUGUCAUCUUACAGUAGCUCCAUUACUUAAAAAUUCCUUUCAGAGCAGAAGAAAAGACCAAAAGCGACCUCCGAUCAACCAUCAAUGACCCAAAACAAUUGAUGCGACACUUCACUUUUGCCAUAAAACGACCGGUCGAACUAACCCGAGCUCGCGAGGUCUACGAGCAAUCGCUGCGACUAAUCGAGAAGCACAUCGAGCAAGGUCUACACUUCAAACCAACAGACAUCCCCACCAACGUGUCAUACGAGUCCGUCCUCAGCGUGACGCACAUCCAGACCUUGAUGGAGCUCUCUGGCUGUAUGAAUGGCCAGUUCCAAGACGCUUGUGAGGACAUGUGCUUCCACUCAAAGUACAGAAGUUACACUGGCCAGUGCAACAACUUUGAACAUCCCACCUGGGGCGUGAGUCAGAUGCCGUUCAGAAGACUGCUACAGCCAAUGUACGAGAAUGGCUUCAACACUCCAAUAGGCUGGGAUCCACACAAACUCUACUUCGGAUACAAGAAGCCGAAUGCCAGAAGUGUGUCACAACAUCUGGUCAAGGCGGAACAAGUCGAUUCACAUUCGCUUUACACUGGCAUGCUUAUGCAGUGGGGACAGUUCUUGGGUAAGCAAUGUUAUGAGAAUCACUAGAAAAUUGUACUAGUAUUUAAUAUAGUUAACAGAUCAAAGUAAAAUGAAGCAGGAAAGAGUUAUAAUAUGUAAAAAACCAAUACUUUACUUUAAAAACCUUUUCCAGACCACGAUAUCACAUUCAAAGCCCCAGCCUUAGCCAGGCAGACCUAUUCAGGCGGAGCGAUAUGCAAUAGAACUUGUGAGAAUAUUGAUCCUUGCUUUAAUAUCCCACUACCCGAAGAUGAUCCUAGAAGAAAGUAAGCCUUAUAAACUCUGUAUUACCAACAAAAAGAUAAAUAGCUUUGCUGACCAUCAUUAUACAGGUCCUGAAGCUUGUUUACUUGAACAUUUGGACAAUUUUGAACUAGUAUAUCCUUUAUAGGCUAUGAUACACUUUAAGUGAUGCUACUGACGUUUAAAGACAAGCACUAGGCUUAGUCGAUAUAAUAUAAAACUAGAGUAUAAAGACCCACUGAUGAUCAUGAUAAUUUCGUUUCAGGACCGAAAAAUUCCCAUGCAUAGAAGUGGAACGAUCGGCGGCCAUUUGUGGCUCUGGUGAAACCUCGCCCAUCUUCAGACAAGUGACAUUCCGAGAACAAACUAAUACUGUAAGUUUAUAUUAACUGUAGGAAGAUCCAAAUCUUAUUCAAAAUCACUAUACUAAACCCAAACCUAUUUCAGAUCACCAGCUACAUCGAUGCCUCAAACGUCUACGGCUCAACAGAAGUGGACGCUCUCGAUCUGCGCGAUCUCUUUGGCGAUCACGGUCUUCUUCGCUUCGACAUCGUCUCAAACAGUCAGAAACCAUACAUGCCAUUCGAAAAGGACUCGGCAAUGGAAUGCCGUCGUAACACGUCCCGUGACAACCCCAUCCGAUGUUUCUUGGCCGGCGAUGGCCGAGCCAAUGAACAGAUCGCCCUAACAAGCAUGCACACGGUCUGGUUCAGAGAACAUAAUAGGAUCGCCGGAGAGCUACUGGAGAUGAAUCCGGACUGGAAUGGAGAGAGAAUCUACCAUGAAGCCAGGAAGAUCAUCGGCGCCAUGAUGCAGCAUAUUACUUAUGAACAUUGGCUGCCUAAAGUCCUCGGCAUGGUAUGUUGUUUAUGGUCAUUUUAGGUUGAGAAAGAGCUUGAAUACAACAAGAUAAUAUCAGAAUAUUAAGAUUAAAAAAUCCUAAGUUAUACUAUUAUGUUUUCUUACAAAGAACGUAAUUUCAGGACGGAUACAAGCGUUACAUUGGCCCAUACAUGGGCUACAAACCUGACGUUGACCCUCAAGUCACAAACGAAUUUGCUACAGCUGCCUUCAGAUUCGGACACACCAUCAUCAACCCCAUUUUUUCUAGGUAAUGCUAAAAAAGGUUUUACUAGCUUUUGAAAUCAAAAGUCAACCUUGUUAAAGCGAUAUUAUACACCUUUAUAACAUGCUAGCUACUAUAACAUAAUUUCAAGAUUGCUAUCCGAAAACUAAACAUACCUUUUCCAGACUUGACACUGAAUUCAAGACGAUAAAAGAAGGCGAUCUACCACUUCCAGAAGCCUUCUUUGCUCCAGAAAGACUAAUCUCUCAAGGUGGUAUUGAUCCUCUCCUUCGAGGAUUGUUUGCCACGCCUAUGAAACGUCCAAGUCCAUCUAAACUUCUAACUGAUGCUCUAACAGAACGUCUCUUCUACAGGUCGGAAAACGUCUCCAUGGACUUGGCAGCCAUCAACAUUCAACGCGGACGCGAUCACGGGCUUCGAGGGUAAGAUCAUAGAUCUUUAUGAUAAAAUCGUCGUUUUAUACAGUUAAAACCGCCUUAAUUUAAAUCACAUAACAGUUAAAAGAAUCACAAUGAACUAACUGAGCUUUUAGAUACCUAGAAUACCGUGAAUUCUGCAACCUCACCGUGCCCAAGACCUGGGAAGACCUGAUGGUAGACGUCAAGGAUGAGAUGGUCCUGGAGAAACUCAAAACUUUGUACGGACAUCCAGGAAACAUCGAUCUGUGGGUUGGUGGAAUCAUUGAGAAGGUUGUCCCAGGUGCUCUAGUCGGUCCCACCUUUGCCUGCAUCAUUGGCGAGAGCUUCAAAGCCAUGAGAGAUGGCGAUCGCUUCUGGUGAGCUAAAACAAUAUAAACUAAAGCGAAUUUAGGUACGAAAACCCUGGAAUCUUCACUCAACUCCAAUUACAACAGCUCAGGAAGACUACUCUGGCCAAGGUUUUGUGCAACAACGGCGAUAACAUCACUCAAGUUCAGGUAAAUGAAGCGAUAUGUUAUAGUAGGUUCAAAUCGUAAAAUUUGAAAGAAAACAAAAAAAAGUGAAUUGAGAUAAAUACUAGUAAAAUGGACCAUUUGUACCCAUUUUGGUUAUCAUUUACUGAAAGUUUUACAUAUCUAAACGAAAUGCCACACAUUUUACUUAUCAUUAGCUAUUACUGGUUUUCGUUUUAGGACUCAUUUAUUGAUAAUAUGUUUAUGUUUUUCUCGUAAUAAACGAGAAUUUUUACAUAAAUAUUGUGUAUUUAUCACCUAAAAUACUAUUUUCAGAGAGAUGUGUUCAAAUACAUGGGGAUGGGCACCAAAUUCUACGGAAAAUGCGACGAUAUUCCUGAUGUCGAACUGAAGAUGUGGAUGUCGUGUUGCGAUGAAGCUUGCCAAGCCCGAGAAGAUCCUAUUUCAGAGUCGAUGAGGAAGUCGAGGAAACGACGAUCCCGACAUCUAUACGGAUCUUCUGAAGAGCUUCAAACUGGAGCCGAAUGCGAAUUUGAUGGAGUUCGAAAAAGAGAUGGUUCUCAAUGGAAACCUGAUCAAUGUACAGAAUGUGAAUGUAAUCGGGGCAAAGUUUGGUGCCAUACUGAUGCUCAAUGUUUGAAGAAACUGUAA
Bursaphelenchus okinawaensis is the source of this 6226-nucleotide messenger RNA. Lineage: Eukaryota; Metazoa; Nematoda; Chromadorea; Rhabditida; Aphelenchoididae. The record is from the annotation of a GenBank genome assembly.